AUGACCACCACGGAGAAACCUGGCUUCGACGACGAGAAGGUCCAGCCGGCAACCGACGCAGACCUCUCCUACGAUGUCGAUCCCAAGUCCGAAUUCGAGCUCGGCGUCGGCGGUCGCGCGCCUUUGCAGCGACGCCUGCGCAAUUACCAUGUCACCAUGAUUGGUUUCUGCAGUGGCAUUGGUACCGGUCUCUUCGUGGGAACUGGCUCUGCUUAUGCGAAGGCCGGUCCUGCUGGCUUGCUUCUCGCCUACAUCGUCGUCGGAAUGAUCUUGUGGGCGGUGAUGCAAAGUAUCGCCGAGCUCGCGACACUUUUCCCUACCGCGGGAUCCUUCCCUCACUGGGCGACUCGAUUCGUCGAUCCGGCCGUCGGAUUCUCACUGGCAAUUUCAUACGGAUACUGUUAUACGAUUGCGAUCGCAUCGGAGGUUUCUGCAGCGGCGGUCAUUGUUUCAUAUUGGACGGACAUAACGCCGGCGGUGGUCAUCACCGUCGGCCUGGUCCUGAUUUUGUGGAUCAAUUUGAUGAGCGUGAGGUUCUAUGGUGAAAGUGAGGUGUUCGGAGGUGGCGUCAAGGUCCUCUGUUUCAUCGGCCUGGUCUUUGUCUCCUUGGUGAUCACUGCAGGCGGUGGUCCGACAGGCGACGCGAUCGGGUUCCGCUAUUGGAACAAUCCCGGUCCGUGGACAAAUUACAACGGUGUCACAGGCCCCGCUGGCCACUUUUUCGGCUUCCUGUCCUCAUUCGUCAAUGCUUCUUUCAGUUUCAUCGGUGUCGAGACAGUUGUUAUCACCGCCUCCGAAUCAGUCGAUCCCCACCGCGCCAUUCCCAAGGCCGCGCGCCGAGUCACCUACCGCAUUGCCUUUUUCUAUAUCCUCGGAGCGCUUCUCAUCGGUAUCAUCGUUGACCCGCGCGCCCCCGGCCUUGUCUCCGGCGAUGACAAUGCGAAGAGCUCGCCUUUCGUCAUUGCCAUUGCCAACGCUGGCAUCAAGGCUCUUCCCUCCAUUGUGAACGCGUGUAUUCUCAUUGCAGCCUGGUCCGCCGGUAACUCAUACUGCUGGGUCGGAUCGCGUAUGAUUCUCGCCAUGACCACCGACCGCCAGCUUCCUAAAUUCUUCGGACGCGUGGACAAGAAGGGUGUGCCGUAUGUGGCUGUGAUCGCUUCCUGGCUCUUUGGUCCUCUCGCGUAUCUCAGUCUCGGAUCUGGUGGCGCUGCUCAGGCAUUUACAUGGCUUUUGAACUUGAGCACUGUCGCUGGAUUGAUUGCGUGGGCGACUCUCUGCUUCUGCUACAUCCGUUUCUACGCCGCCAUGAAGAAGCAAAAUGUGAGCCGAGACACCCUACCAUGGAAGGCACCCUUUCAACCUUAUGCCGCAUGGUUUGGUUUCAUCGGUUCUGUAAUCAUCACCCUGGUCGCCGGCUUCCCUGUCUUCUUGAAGGGUAACUGGAGUACCUCGGACUUUAUCGCUUCUUACAUUGGUAUCCCUAUCUUCAUUGUUCCCAUCAUUCUGUGGAAACUCUUUUACCGCACCAAGUUCGAGCGUGCUGCCAAUAUUGACUUAUGGUCAGGUCGCCUCCAGGAUGGGGAGAUCACACGGGAUGAGACUCCCCGGACUGGCGUCCUUCAAAAGUUUUCUGAUUGGCUUUUCUAA
Messenger RNA from Penicillium olsonii, 1647 nucleotides. The record is from the annotation of a GenBank genome assembly. NCBI's taxonomy places the organism in Eukaryota, Fungi, Ascomycota, Eurotiomycetes, Eurotiales, Aspergillaceae.